ACUCCAUGAAGAGGUGGUGGACUUCUACAACUUUAUGUCGCCGCGGCCCGAGGAGGCAGCAAUGAGACAGGAGGUGGUGACGCGAAUAAAGAGGAUAAUUGAGGAGCUGUGGCCCAAUGCUGAAGUCCAGAUAUUUGGCAGCUUCAGCACAGGGCUGUACCUCCCAACGAGCGACAUUGACCUGGUUGUGUUUGGGAAGUGGGAUCGCCCCCCUCUGCAGGAGCUGGAGCAGGCUUUUCUUAAACACAACGUGGCCGAGCCGCUAUCCAUUAAAGUGUUGGACAAAGCUACGGUGCCGAUCAUCAAGCUGACAGACCGAGAGACGGAGGUGAAAGUGGACAUCUGUUUUAACGUGGAGUCUGGAGUCAAGGCAGCAAGCUUCAUUAAAGAAUACUUAAAGAAGUAUCCAGUGCUGCCGUACCUGAUCUUUGUACUCAAGCAGUUUCUGCUGCAGAGAGACCUGAAUGAAGUCUUCACUGGUGGCAUCAGCUCCUACAGCCUCAUCCUUAUGGUCAUUAGUUUUCUACAGCUCCAUCCACGUAUCGAUGCUAGGAACCCUAAUCAGAACCUGGGUGUGUUACUGAUUGAGUUCUUUGAGCUGUAUGGUCGCCAGUUUAACUACUUGAAAACGGGGAUUCGUAUCAGAAAUGGAGGUUCCUAUGUAUCCAAAGAGGAGAUGAUGAAGGCCUUGACAAACGGAAACAGGCCAUCUAUGCUCUGCAUAGAAGACCCGCUUGAUCCAGGUAACGAUGUGGGGCGGGGUUCGUAUGGUGCCAUGCAGGUCAAGCAGGUGUUUGAUUAUGCCUACACUGUGCUCAGCCAUGCCGUCACACCACUCGCAAGCUCAUACCCCAACAAAGACUGUGAAAGCACGUUGGGGAGGAUAAUUAGGUUGACCCAGGAGGUCAUUGACUACAGGGAAUGGAUCAUUAAGAAAUGGGGGUGUAAGGAUUUACCACAAGCAGACAGCAGAGUACUGUUUCCUAAAGAGCCAGUAUCGGAGCAGGAGACCUAUGAGCAGUGCAGUGGUGUCUUGGGUCCAGAGGAGCAGCAAAGGGACUCGGUGUCUCCUCACAGUGCCGACUCUCCCAUGUCCAUCUCCAGCCCUCAGCAGCACUCAUCAGCCUCAUCUGUGUCCUCGCUGUCCGGAUCGGACAACGACUCUGAUUCAGCAUUGCCACCAUGUCCCCUCCCUCCACCUACCAUGCCAGCAUAUCCAUCCUUCCCUCCGCUUGGCCUAGCUUUAGCACCAGGGCUGAACAUGGGGACCGGAAAGCACAGCAUGGGAGCACACCAUCUGCUCCUUCCUCCAGGUUCACAGGCUCAUGUUUCACUGCCUGGUGGUCUAACUUUACACUCCCUGCCUGGCAGACAGGUGUGUAUGGACACUGGGCUCCCUCCCUUCUUCCACUUGCCCCCCCCAGCCCAUGUCCCUGCCCCUUCCAGCCCCCAGCCUCCGCCCAGCCCCCACUCCAGCCACACACACAAGAAUGGAACAAAGUUUAAUGUGAAGAGCAUCCACACCCCGCCGCUGGUGAGCGGUGCUGUUCUGGCCAACCGCGGACACGCGCAGUACAACCGCACCUACACACGACGCAGGAAGAGGGAGAGCCCUCCGGUUAGCCUGAACAGAUAGAAACCACUCCUCUGUCCCCCUGUUCUCCUUUUCCUCUCUGGCUGCAAACCGCGGCUCUUCACUCACCUUGAAGGAGGGCGGACCCAGGUUCAGAGACCAGCAGUUUUUACUUUUGGAAAGGGGAGGGGGGUUGUAUGUUCUCAGUAUUAUGUUUUUGUCCAUAUUGUUUUCACAUGAUUGUUGUGUGUUUUUAUAUUUGUUUGUUUUUGUCAGACUCGGUGGUGGUGGUGUUGCCAACUUCACUUGACCUCGUCCUGACCCCUGCAGCCAAGCUGCUUGUGGUUCGGUGUUACUCUUAGUAUUUUUUUAUAACACAAUUAAACACAAAACCAUUUUUUUGAUCGUGCAAUGGUAUUUUUUCUUCCUUUUUUUUUUGAAGUGCUUAUUUAAUUUUCGGUGUUUAUGUAAAGGCCUUUUAUACAGUUAUUUUAUUUUUGUAGAGUUUUAAACCUCUUGUUUACAUCACGUUUCUCCAGCUGAUGGCAUCUCGGCGUGUGCGUCUGCAUGUCGUUGAGAUGGACCCCAGAUCAAAGCCUCCACCUUCUUUUCCUCCUUAAAUGCGCUGAUUUGUUUCAUUAAGCAAAGAAAAGCAAAACUUUGCUUAAUAUUUUUUCUGCAUCUAAGGAAAACGGGCAGAUAGUAGUCCCAGUGGAGCUGGAGUCCCUCGGUCGAGUCAGACGAAGGCACGCUGGAGGGAGACACAGAUUUUAAUAACGGUUAAAAAAGGUCAUUAGGAGAGGAGAGUGUAGCGGUGUUUGAGUAAAAGGUAGAAGAUCGUCCUUUACAUUUCCACCUGGAACUCCUUUAUGUGUGAAAUCUCUUCUUGUUUUUGAGGAUGUCCAUUUUUGGUUUUCCACACCGUUUUGUUAAAAACGUCUUGAUCAUGUUUCUUUAUAUGUUUAGUUGGCAUUUUAUCGUUUAAAAUAAAAAAUAACGGGCAAGAGAAAAGAGAGAGAGAAAGAAAGAAAUGAGGUUAUUUUCAUUUUUGUCAGGCACUGGAAGGUUGGCGGGAGCCUUAAAGGUUUCGCCCUGGCCGUCUUUCUCUUCACUGAAAGUCACUUUGGAAAAAAAAACUAAAAAAAAACUUCCGAACUCUUCCGGGUGGUGGCCUGGGAGAGCCCGCUCUUUUAAUCCUUCAUGCACGUGUUUUGUUGUGCUCGUCUGUUUCCAUGACAUGUUGUGGGAGUGCUGGGGCCAAGAAUCCUUCAGCUUUUCUAAAGCUAAAGAUCAAGAUUAGAGUUUAAAGGACUAAAAGCCACAUAUUCCAUGUCUAAGACCUCCUCAGCUCUGUCUAGAUGAAGGGACGUGAAUCGGUGCAGACCAACAGAGCCAACUCAGUGAUAAGGUCUCCUUUAGUAGUCACGGGCAAAGGAGGAGGAGGAGGAGGAGGGUGGGGGUUUUUCCUGUACCAAGGACCCUGGAGAAAGGGAAUUAUAUUUUGAUUCCAUUCAGGAAUCUUGUUUAUAUUUGAUUGCCAGGUACUUCCACUAAUUGUUUGCAAUGCCUUUCUUUGUGUUUACGUAGUGUGUGUGGAUUUUCCCGCGAGCACACCGUGUCAUAAAAACACAGACAAGACUGUGGAAGGCUGUGACUCAACCAGAACGCUACACAUGCUGGUGGUAUUACUAUGCAACUGGUGUACUCUUAAUUACCACGUUCACUCUUAUUAUUUCUUGUUUGGGGUUACUUUCCAUUGUUGGACUGGAGUUACGUUACUGACUGUAAAACUCGAGCCAGCUCACGUGAACCACAGUCCCGUCCAACCCCCCCACCCUGUUUUGUGUUUUCUAUAAGGCCCCGAGAUGUUUGGAAGUCUAGUUUUUUACAUCUUACCAGUGAAAUGUCCGAAACGGGGGGGGGGGGGGGGGGGGGGGGGGGAUUGGGUUGGUGUAUUGUGUGUGAUGUUGUAAAAUGUGUGUGUGAGAAUUAGGAACCCCGAGCAGGUUUUAAUCAGUCCCCUGCAUCCAGAGAGCGACUUGCACUCUGCCGGUGCACUUGAGCGGCCAAAGUGUCCAACGACAAUUCCUAAAGUUUUACCCUUUCAGCACUGCUACACCAUUUUUCUUUUCUUCCUCGGAAGCACGGCAACUCUGAUCUGUCAGUCGGAACUGCAACCGGAGUCCCUUCUAUCAUCAAAUUGUGUUAAAAAUGACAUGAAAAUGACAUAAAUUAAAUAAAUCCAUGGCAUCUCAAUCUGUUAUUUCCCCUGUUGGGAAAGGAUCGAGAUGCUACAUUAAAUACCCAGAAUUCCUUGCUCAAAGUAAACUUAAAUGAGAUGGUUGGAAUUGGCGACCUUGAGUGAUUCUACAAGACUCAGCAUUUAAGAUCUGAAUUGGUGAUCGAUGAAAUCGGCGAAGGACUAGAGUUGCCUGCAUAUUUGGAAGUCCGUAGGGACCCAGAUAUUUGUACAUCUCAGUGGUCCGAUGCAGUCCGUGCUUGCUCUCUGUUUUUGUGGUUAAUGGUAAAAUGAUGACCCGUUGAGCUCAUGGCCUCAUUAGCUUUACUUGAUCACACUGGUGAUGAUGUGAGCAGUGGAGAGCAGGUAUGUCGAACUACUUGGACCAUUGGGAUUUUACACAUAUACAUGCAAAGGAACACUACCAACCCAGUGAGGAUUUUAAACUGGUGGCUGCCGUUGUUCUGGCUGAUUUAUGUGAACAGUGGCCCCUCAUCAUGGAUGCUUGGCUACCAGUGGCCAGACGGAACUGCUGCCUAGCUUUUUUUUUUGUUUCUUUUUUGACAUUUUUAUGUAAAUAUAUUUUUUUUCUAUUUUAUUUUUUAAUAAACCCUCUAAAACUGCC
Molecule: messenger RNA, 4437 nt
Organism: Nothobranchius furzeri (turquoise killifish)
Lineage: Eukaryota; Metazoa; Chordata; Actinopteri; Cyprinodontiformes; Nothobranchiidae
Source: RefSeq, a predicted model, not a curated record